Molecule: messenger RNA, 933 nt
Organism: Eurypyga helias (sunbittern)
Lineage: Eukaryota; Metazoa; Chordata; Aves; Eurypygiformes; Eurypygidae
Gene: KCNK12
Product: potassium channel, subfamily K, member 12
Exons: 1
Coding region: 1-933 (310 amino acids)
Biological process (GO): stabilization of membrane potential; potassium ion transmembrane transport
Cellular component (GO): membrane
Molecular function (GO): potassium ion leak channel activity
Source: RefSeq, a predicted model, not a curated record
AUGUCAUUAACAUUACCUAUUUAUCUCCACACCUUAGGUUUUGGAAUGACCACACCAGCAACCGUGGCUGGAAAAGUAUUCCUCAUCGUUUAUGGCCUCUUUGGGUGUGCCGGGACGAUCCUUUUCUUCAACCUCUUCUUGGAGCGCAUUAUCUCUCUCCUGGCGUUUAUCAUGAAGGCGUGCCAUGAGAGACAGCUGCGAAGAAGUGGUCUCCUACCUCCCAACUUCCGAAGGGGGCCGGCUAUGUCUGGGGUGGGUAGCCUCGUGGGGUGGAAGCCGUCCGUUUACCACGUGAUGCUGAUUCUGGGAAUUUUUGCUAUUACCCUUUCCUGCUGCGCCUCCGCAAUGUACACAGCGGUGGAAGGAUGGAACUACGUUGACUCCUUGUACUAUUGCUUUGUCACCUUCAGCACCAUUGGGUUUGGAGAUUUGGUAAGCAGCCAAAAUGCUGCCUACCAAAAUCAGGGAUUAUACAGAUUCGGAAACUUCAUAUUUAUAUUAAUGGGGGUAUGUUGCAUAUACUCCCUUUUUAAUGUCAUCUCAAUCGUAAUCAAGCAAGUUUUGAACUGGGUGUUGAAAAAAUUCGAAUGCAGAUGUUGCCCAAAGUGCCAUAAAUCAAGUGCCCGCCUCGGACGUCGGAAUGCCAUCACCCCAGGAGCCCGCCUGCGUCGACAUAACAUCUCAAUGGACGCUGAUGGACAGUAUGACAGCGACACUGAGGGGAGGAGGCUCUCUGGAGAGAUGAUCUCCAUGAGGGAGCUCACGGCGUCGAAUAAAGUCUCCCUGGCCAUUUUGCAAAAGCAGUUGUCUGAGACGGCCAACGGCUACCCAAGAAACGUUUGUAUCAACACGAGACAGAACGGUUUCUCCGCAGGGGUGGGUGCUUUAGCCAUCAUGAACAACCGCUUGGCAGAAACGAGUGAUUCUAGGUAG